AUGCCUGCACCACCAUUCGGAACAGCUUCAGCAUACACAGAUUCAUUCCCUUCUGCACCACCUAAGCAAAUGACAGUGACAACGGAAACAUGUUACAAUCUAUCUGUGUUCAGAGACAUAGUCAGACAAUAUCGUAAAUUAGACGAUCAAAUCAUCAUACGAUUGAAUCGAGCGCAAGCUCAAUUACGAGAUGAAGAUCGAUUAAAUCCAAAUUCAAAUCAUAUGAGCGGAUCUGAGGGAAUGUGCGCCAGGAUAUGGAGUGAGAUGAUGUCUGGAUGGGCACAUAGACAAACUCUGUUAACGUUCUGUUCGCAAACGGUACAAUCCAGUGUGGAAGGUAAAAAGAACGUAGAUGCAGAUACUCCUAUCGUGACUGGGCCGAAAUGGGAAAGAGGUAUAAAAGAGGAAGAAGUCCUGGCAGAUCAACUGGCAAGCGAAGAAAGUGUUGAAGCUAUUAUACGUAAACGGACUCUGGAUGCCUUCAAAUCUCGAUGUCCCUUCUUCUCACCUUCACCUUCCGACCCUUCAGGUAAAGCAUGGUGGGAUCUCGCAGACGGUGGAAGGAAAGGUAGAGGUCCAGAUUUACAUUGA
Kwoniella shivajii is the source of this 591-nucleotide messenger RNA. RefSeq lists its product as uncharacterized. Bases 1 to 591 code for a protein of 196 amino acids. The record is from RefSeq and is a predicted model, not a curated record. NCBI's taxonomy places the organism in Eukaryota, Fungi, Basidiomycota, Tremellomycetes, Tremellales, Cryptococcaceae. The transcript is spliced from 5 exons. Gene Ontology annotation, cellular component: mitochondrion; mitochondrial intermembrane space.